GCCGAGCCUCGGCCGGGGCCCUGGCAGGCAGGGCAUAGGGCGCGCGGGGAGGGAGUGGGGCUGGCCCGGCGGAGCGCCCGGGAGCGUGAGGGCUAGAGCGGCGCCGCCCGCCGCCGUGCGCCCGAGGGCAGGGCUGCGCGGCCCCUCCAACCGUGCUCGGGCGCCUUGUCCGCCGCCUCGGAGCUGCGCCUGGGCUGGCCGGGCGGGGCCCGAGGACUGGCGGGAUGGCGCUCCCCUCCCCCAUCCCGAAAGCAGUUCCAUCCCCUGUGGAGGAUGCCUCCACCCCGGCUCGCCUCGGCCUCCCGCUGUUUUUUUCCGAAAGGCAUUUUUUUUACCAUCUGUGAAAACUUACUGUAAUUCAUUUUUCCUCACUCCAGUAUUAAGAAUUAUACCAAAUUAAAGAGAUAUGAAUGAAUAUCCUAAAAAAAGAAAAAGGAAGACUUUACACCCUUCUCGUUAUUCAGAUUCCUCUGGAAUAAGCAGAAUUGCAGAUGGAUUCAAUGGCAUUUUUUCUGAUCAUUGUUACAGUGUUUGUUCUAUGAGACAACCAGACUUAAAAUAUUUUGACAACAAAGAUGAUGAUUCUGAUACAGAGACGUCAAAUGACUUGCCAAAAUUUACAGAUGGAAUCAAGGCCAGAAACAGAAAUCAAAACUACCUGGUUCCCAGUCCUGUACUUAGAAUUCUAGAUCACACUGCCUUUUCUACAGAAAAAUCUGCUGAUAUUGAAAUUUGUGAUGAAGAGUGCGACUCCCCUGAAUCAGUCAACCAGCAAACUCAAGAGGAGAGCCCUAUAGAAGUUCACACUGCUGAAGAUGUUCCAAUUGCUGCGGAAGUGCAUGCAAUUUCUGAAGAUUAUGAUAUAGAGACAGAAAACAAUUCCUCUGAGAGUCUCCAAGACCAAACUGAUGAAGAGCCACCAGCUAAACUUUGCAAAAUUCUUGACAAGAGCCAAGCUUUUAAUGUGACUGCCCAGCAGAAAUGGCCUUUACUGAGAGCUAAUAGCAGUGGCCUCUAUAAAUGUGAACUUUGUGAGUUCAACAGCAAAUAUUUUUCUGAUUUAAAGCAGCAUAUGAUCUUGAAGCAUAAGCGUACUGAUUCAAAUGUCUGUAGAGUAUGCAAAGAAAGUUUCUCUACCAACAUGCUCCUGAUCGAACAUGCCAAACUGCAUGAAGAGGAUCCCUACAUUUGUAAAUACUGUGAUUAUAAGACAGUAAUUUUUGAGAACCUCAGCCAGCACAUUGCAGACACCCAUUUUAGUGAUCACCUUUAUUGGUGUGAGCAGUGUGAUGUACAGUUCUCCUCAAGCAGUGAACUCUACCUACAUUUCCAGGAGCACAGCUGUGAUGAACAGUACUUGUGUCAGUUCUGUGAACAUGAAACGAAUGAUCCAGAAGACUUGCAUAGCCAUGUGGUAAAUGAGCAUGCAUGUAAAUUAAUAGAGUUAAGUGAUAAGUAUAACAAUGGAGAACAUGGACAGUACAGCCUCUUAAGCAAAAUUACAUUUGACAAAUGUAAAAACUUCUUUGUAUGUCAAGUAUGUGGGUUUCGGAGUAGACUUCAUACAAAUGUUAACAGGCAUGUUGCUAUUGAACAUACUAAAAUUUUUCCUCAUGUUUGUGAUGACUGUGGGAAAGGCUUUUCAAGUAUGCUAGAAUAUUGCAAACAUUUAAAUUCACAUUUAUCUGAAGGGAUUUAUUUAUGCCAAUAUUGUGAAUAUUCAACAGGACAGAUUGAAGAUCUUAAAAUUCAUCUAGAUUUCAAGCAUUCGGCUGAUUUACCUCAUAAAUGUAGUGACUGCUUAAUGAGGUUUGUAAAUGAAAGGGAAUUAAUAAGUCACCUUCCAGUCCAUGAGACAACUUGAUUGUUCUCUUAAACUUCCAUAAUGUUGAUGUAAAAUAAUAAAUUUGACUUUUUUGCAGAUGUUAAAAUGGAUGAUUUUAAACACAACUUAUGAGAACUGUCUUUAACAAGAUCUUUUAAAAUUUUUUUUCUUGGCAUUGCUACCUUUUUCAGUAUAUAAUUGUAUCCUAAAUGUGGUAUUUUCAGUGUAUUGUAGUUGGUAUUUUUAACCGCUUUUGGUGACUAUCGUCAUAUUGCUUGCAUGUUCUCUGAUUUCAUAAAUCGAUAAGAAACAGAUGUACUGAAGAAAUUAGACUAUAGUUUUCCUUCCGUAAACAUAGGUGCUGUAAACUUUUUCUUUAAACUCAAAACAAGAUCAGUUUUUCAUGUAUGAAGUCGUUAAAGUACUGUACUACCAGAACUAAAGUGCAACAUAAUACGCACUUAAGUCCACUGAUAGUCCCAUUAAUAACAUCCAGACCCUCCUUUUGCAUUCCCCAACAAUUAUUAUCCCCAAGGCAAUCAGUGAACUCCCCAUCUGUGUGAUUGUUUCAGUGACACUAGGAGGCCAGCGUUAUGGUAAGAAGGAGAGAUCUGGUUUUCUUGGCAGUCUUUUUUUAAUUCUGACUCUAUUUUAACCCCAUCUAUGUGCUAAAUAAUUUUAAAUGGGGAGAAAUUGGUAAGGGGUUUAACAAUAAAGUAACAUUUCAUAACUCAUUUAUAAAUGAAUAAACAGGUUAUUUAUAAUCUGUUCACAUUUCAUUUUCAGUUAUGCAACUGCAAAGUCAUACCCAAACUUCUGAUACCAAAUCAUUUUCUGAGAAAACCCACUGAAGUAUUAAAAUGGAAAUAGGAAGAUGUGGGAGAUAGGGGUUGCUGUAUGAAAAUGUAUAGAUUACUUUUGAUAAUGGUAAAUCAAUCUUCUAUAUUAGUUUCCUGUGGCUACCAUAACAAAUUAUCACAAACUGAGUGGCUUAAACAAUAGAAAUUUAUUGCCUCACAGUUGUAGAGGCUAGAAAUUCAAAAUUGAAAUAUUAGCAUAGUUGAUUCCUUCUGAGAGCUGUGAGAGAAGGAUCUGUUCCCCGCUGCUCUCCUUGGCUUGUACGUGGCUGUCUUCAUGUUCACAUGGUCUUCUCCCUGAGUGCAAGUCUGUUUCCAACUUUGCCCCUUUUACAAGGAACCAGCCAGUCAUUGGAUUAGGGCCCACCCUGAUAACAUCAUUUUAACUUGAUAAAGACACUAUACCCAAAUAAGUUCAUAUUUUGAUGUACUGGUGCCCAGGACUUCAACAUAUGAACUGAGUGGAGUGAGGGAGAGGCACAACAACUACAAAUCAGUAACAGCUUUUUAUAGUAUCAAGGAGAUCGCAUUUUGUGCAUUAUUGACCUCAAAUACAAUAAACGCUGGCACUAACUAUAUUGUCAUUCAGAAAUAUUGAUGUAGUUGAAAAGACUGAUUUAUGACCCACAGUGUUUUUUUUUUUACUUCAAGACCCAUGGGAAUUGAGUCUGUUUUGAGAAUGGUGGCAGCAACAAGUUUUUCAAAACCAAUCAUUUUUAUUUCCACCAUUUUGUUAUAUAUGCAUACCUGUAUUGCUAGAAACUACCAUUCUAUCUGAUUAUCACAUUCCAGGUAGAGCUGUCUGAUGUAAAUGUUUCUUAGAAGAUUUAAAAUUAUAAUGAAAUAGGAAGAAAACAUUAGAAACCAUCUCGUCUACACCCUCUAGUUUUCUAAGUUUCUUAUAGAAACAGAAACUUAGGGUUAUUAUUAGGCCAGGGUCCCAAAACCAGUUAUAGCAGACAGGAGUGGAAUCCAAGUUAUUUGGCUUCCAGUGUAGUUAUGUUUCCAUUACACCAUGUUACAUAAAAAUCUAAGGUUUGUCCUUGGGAUGUUUUUCAUAACUACGUAACCUAGCCAUUCAACUACCUUCUUGGUAAUUCUGUCUAUACUUUUUUAAUAUACAUCCAGCUUCAGGAAUUUGAUUUUUAGGAAACAAACCUUAAACAAUGCCUGGGGUUUUUUUUAAUUGUGUAUUUUACAGCUUUACUUUUGAUCAGGUGUUAGUAAUCAAAUUAGAGAUUGUAAUGCAACUACUCCAGAGGUAUUAAAUCCAAGUUUUAGAACCAUACAAUUUAGUGCUUUUUUGCUGAAUCUGCAGCUUGAGGCCACAUCUCACUGACAGUUUGUCCAAUAAAACCUUUUUGCUUUGACUCAGCUUUCAAAUAAGCCUAUGACUGACGAUAAAUUGCUGCGGUAGCAAGUCUAUAUUUUUAGCUAAAUGAACUUCUUUGGAAAAACAAACCUACCUAAAAAAAUUUUCUAAUUGCUUCUAGAUUUUUUCUGCGCAAAAACAGACAUUUCCACUGUACUCUUUUGUGACUCGAGAAAACAGAUGGUGAUGUUUAUUAGCACUACAAUAGAAUUCUUGGCAGUUGUGAACAGUAGUGAUGGAUCUUUUUUUUUCAUCUUCACUUUGCAGUUCAUGUUAUUUGAAAAUGAUUGUGUGGUACUCAAAAGCUUGUAAAUUUCCUGCUUGUGGAUUUGCCAAUUUUACCAUUUUAAAUCACCUUUCUUAUUCCUCUGAGUGUGUGUCAUCACGUAUUAACCAGUUUCUCUGUUUCACAGGGUCUGUAGCCUGUUAGGUGAUAGCUGAAUUAUUGGCAGGUGUAGCCAGUAGUGUUUUGUUUUCCCCCAAUAAACUAACACUAUUCCUAGUUUUUAAA
Molecule: messenger RNA, 4565 nt
Organism: Mesoplodon densirostris (Blainville's beaked whale)
Lineage: Eukaryota; Metazoa; Chordata; Mammalia; Artiodactyla; Ziphiidae
Gene: ZNF639
Product: zinc finger protein 639
Exons: 7
Coding region: 407-1864 (485 amino acids)
Biological process (GO): regulation of transcription by RNA polymerase II
Cellular component (GO): nucleus
Molecular function (GO): RNA polymerase II transcription regulatory region sequence-specific DNA binding; DNA-binding transcription factor activity, RNA polymerase II-specific
Source: RefSeq, a predicted model, not a curated record